CCGCUGGGACUCGUGUCUCCGGUGCUCAUUAGUGAGUUAAGUGAGCUUAAAGCUAAUUAUUUAUUUUCAGCGCUGUGAUAUUGUCUUAAUAAGGGAGUGUGUUUGCUCUGAUAGGAAGCUCUAGCUUUGUACAUUUAUUAUAAGAUUACUGUACUUUAGCGCGAGGGGGGAAGCUGGCACUCUCCUCCUUGCUGAAUGCGCUAGACAGCAGUGGGGCUCCAGUUGGCUGUGUGCGCUCAGACGCACAGACGCAAGCAUCCCACUGGCUGGAGUUGGAGGACACUCUCGCCCGUUUCGCUUCCACCGCUGCUCUGAUCCCUUGUCUUUGUCUCCCGGCGGUGAGAAGACCACCCGCACGGGAGGGAAAGAAACAACCACUUCUUCUUUUUGUCUAGAGUCAGAGAAACUGUGCCGAAUCGGGACUGGACACUUUUUUUCUUGAAGGGGGGUGAAAUAUCUCGCAUGAGGCGAGCUGGAUCUGUUUUGUACAGCGGAGCGCGCACUGUUACGUCUUUUCAAUGGAUUUCAAUACAGUGGAAGUACCCUGGGAAUUAAAUUAAGUCGCUUUUAGUUCGCAAAUUUCGUUCCAAAUAAGGGUUUAUGUUUCACAUGGAGAGGAAGACGAUGAUCCUCCCAGUAUUGUAUGCCCUUCUGCCUCUUUUAGAUGUGUUGUCUUACGCCGAGGAGAACCUGCGCGCCGGGGCCACCCGGCUGGACUGUGUGAGGGCCAGCGAGCAGUGCCUGAAGGAGCAGGCGUGCAGCACCAAGUACCGCACCAUGAGGCAGUGCGUGGCCGGCGGCAAGGAGAGCAACUUCAGCAUGGUGGCCGGCCUGGAGGCCAAGGACGAGUGCCGGAGCGCCAUGGACGCGCUCAAACAGAGCCCGCUGUACAACUGCCGGUGUAAAAGGGGCAUGAAGAAGGAGAAGAACUGCCUGCGCAUUUACUGGGGGAUCUAUCAGACAUUACAAGGUAAUGAUUUCUUGGAGGAUUCUCCCUAUGAACCAGUGAACAGCCGUCUCUCUGACAUUUUCCGCCUGGCUCCCAUCAUAGAGGGUGGGGAACCUUGGAGCAGCUCCGCCACCUCGGCUCCAGGCAGGGGGGGCGCCCAGGGCAGGGUAUCCCAGGGCAGAGAGCCCGCUCUGGGCAGAGACAGCCCCUCCGCCACGGACCUUCAAGAUCCCAGUAGAAACAGGAGAGCUCAUCCCAAUUGGGCCAUACUGGGUGAGCCUGCAGUGGCCAGAGAGAAUAACUGUCUGAAUGCUGCCAAGGCCUGCAACCUGAAUGACACGUGCAAGAAGUACCGCUCUGCCUACAUCAGCCCCUGCACCAGCCGCGUCUCCACCGCUGAAGUCUGCAACAAGAGGAAGUGCCACAAGGCCCUGCGGCAGUUCUUUGACAAGGUUCCUCCGAAGCACAGCUAUGGCAUGCUGUACUGCUCAUGCCCGCUUAGCGACCAGACGGCAUGUUCUGAACGCAGGCGUCAGACCAUCGUCCCCGUCUGCUCGUAUGAAGAAAAACAGAAACCCAACUGUCUUGAACUGCAGGCCUCCUGCAAAACCAACUACAUCUGCAGGUCACGACUGGCUGACUUCUUUGUCAACUGCCAGCCGGAGCCUCGCUCGCUGUCAGGCUGUCUGAAGGAGAACUACGCGGACUGCCUCCUCUCAUACUCGGGUCUGAUUGGUACCGUGAUGACUCCCAACUACCUGCGCUCACCCAAAAUCAGUGUGUCUCCCUACUGCAACUGCAGCAACAGUGGCAACAACAAGGACGAGUGUGACAAGUUCACAGAGUUUUUCACCGAGAACACCUGCCUCCGUAAUGCUAUCCAGGCCUUUGGAAAUGGGACAGAUGUUGGAGUGUGGCAGCCGAUGUCCCCUGUCCAGACCACCACCUCCACCACCACCCCCUACCAGAGGAACCGCGAACGCAACCCCAACACCAUCGACAACACCAUCAACACAGACCCUGGCAUUUACCACUUCUGUGGCAGCCUACAGGCACAGAAAUUGAAGUCAAACUCGACUGUUGAUGGCGUCUUCUGUGUGGACCCUCAAAUAGACGGUCCCAGUACGUCCAACGCCAUCUUGAGAAACUCGGCUGUCUCCAGACGGCCCGCAGGCCUGGCCUCUCUGCUGCCCCCGCUGCUCUGGCUGUGCUACUGCAGCCUGCUGGAGCUGUCCUCGCCGGGCGUCUUGUAGCCUCGCCGCUUCACAGCAACAAACAACGGACUGACAAACACACAUUUGUAUAAAAGAAAAAGCAAAACAAGAAAUUAUAUCCUUUCUUCUCAGUAAUACCUGUUGUACUUUUAGUUCCCUCUGGAUUCUAUCUCUAUUUUGAUUCCUACUUUGAUUUUUUUAUGAAUUUUGUUGUUUUAUUAUUUCGGAUUUUUUUUGCAUUGCAGCUGUGUGCUAAAAUGGUGAUCUACUACAAGUGUUAACUCAGUCUGGCUGUGUGUUCCCUUUGGGUUAGUUGGAAAAAAAAGGGAUUUAAAGCUUCUGUGUUGCUCUCUCGGGCAGAAAUAAGAAAAUACUCGAGGACUACAUUCCAAUAAACCACAGCUGGUGGCUCUUGGAAAGGUACACACUGUAAAUUAGCAUCGAUUUUCACAGUCGUCAACUCAGUUUUCACCCAUGUCUGUUUGUGUGUUGAGGCUAUAGGUGGGAUCUUUUGCUCAAAAGUCACAGUCAGUUCAGUAACGGCUACAUUUUAUCACUUGGGCAGCCUUUUCGGUGUUAUUCAGUCUCCUCUGUGGUUUGUGUAUGUUUUGAUAAUGACGUGAUCUGGUAUUUUACAUUUUUACGAAAGGUCCAUUUGGAUUUUUUUUCCUGACAAAAAAAUGUCACUAGAAAGCCUUUUUCUUUCAGGGUGAACACCAAUAACUUGAAACAUUAGAGAAGCUAGAACAUCUGCGCCCGAGCCGUCUUUACUGUAGCUCAUACUGAACACAUGUCGCCGCUGGCAAAAGCACACAGGCAAAGACCCACAAACACAUACUGCACAUUUUCACACAAUCAGACAAAAACACAAAGAAACACACACACACAGCGCCAGGCUUUCCGCUCCCUUUUUUUUUUACACCAACAGAGCGACACUCAGAGAUCACAGGACAGUAGGUGAUACGCUGCUGUGGAUGGCUGAAUCCACUCCACUCAUUAGUGAUUGUACAUACUUGUAACUGUUAGAAGUCCAAGCCAUGUUCAGGGUUUCUCUGCAGAAGGUGACAGAGAAGCUGCUGCAGUUUCACCUGAAUGAUUUCUUUGUUUUUUAGUUUCGAUGUACUUUGCUGCACUGCGUCCACAAAAACAAGAGCUGAGGAAAAAAAAAAAAGCUUAUUGUUGUAGAGUAUAUUCAGCGGUAACUCCAUCGCACCGAAGCUCAAAGCAUCCUUUUCUGUCAGUUCAGUGUUACGACUUAUUGCCUCAAUUGUGAAACUGUCGACACGUGUUUGGGGAGGGAGCGAUCACUUGAUUAUGACUGUUUGCUCAGCCCCACUACCCUCGCUUACCGCCACUUUAACUGUCAGGUAUUCCAGUAUAGCAUGCAUGCAGUUUACCAUAAUAACUGUGACAGAGUUGCUGCUUGAAUUUGGUGGUCAUUUUAAGAAUAAUUGGCCUUUGAUUUCUGAUAGAAGUGGACAUAAGCACCCUUCUAAAUUUAGCUGGUGACCAGUUUUGACAGCUUAUAGGACAAGGAUUUUUGUUACGCAUUUGACUUUUAUUUCAUAAAUACCAACCCAAGCGCCAACAUUGUACAUUUCCACAGAUAUGCAGAUAUGUCACAUUUGUUUGUUCUGCAAUGCUAUAUCGUAGGCAACUGGACUUGCUUGAGUUUCUUGAAGACAUUUCACCUCUCAUCCAAGAAGCUUCUUCAGUUGUAACAGACUGGUGCAGAGUCACAUGUGUAGGUAGAUUUAGGCACAAAAAACAUUUAGUUAUGGUUUGGAAAAGAUCAUGUUUAGGCUUAAAACCCAUGGCUUUGGUGGCACAAUCUUGGCCGGAGAAGCCACCAAUGUCUCCAGUGAUAUUUGGUUCAAGAUGUCAAGUGCUUUUCGUGGCACUAUCCCCGCUAGAAAAACAGGGACAUGUUGCUAAAAAGCCACUGAAAAUGCAGCGAGGACUUGGCAUGUUUCUUGACUAGGUGUCAAACCAUCGUCCAGCUCAUACCAUGUCACUUUAGAAACGUUUAUAUGUAUUAAACGUACAUGUAACGUGUAAUGUAUUUGUCGACUGACUUUGAGGAUGAGGACUAACUGAUGGGUUUGACAAACCUGCCCAGCAGUUGACGUUCCAGGCUUGUUCUAACAUAACUUGUAACCCCACUUAAUAAUGUAGUUAGCCAUGAUCUGCCAAGACAUUCUCACUCCCAGCUUAACAAAUACCAAUACUUGGUCAGUGGCCAUCAAGCUACGAUACUCUAGGUGUUGGACGUGUCAGGAAUGGUGUGUAUAUUUCUGCUUUUUUCAUGCAGUGUUUUUUUCCAAAAUAAACUUUUGUGUUUACAGGAAGUGUACGGUUUCCAGUCCUUACAUGCGUAAACAUUGGUUUAGUUUGUAUUUAGGUUUAGGGAACAAAAGUACUCAGUUAGGUGGGGUACGGAGGCUUUAUAGUUACGUAGUUAGAAUAACUCAAUCUCGACUUUUAGUGUCACAAAGGACACAAACAAGAAUAAACAGCUGUCUCCUGGAUGAAAGUCCUGUAUUUGUUUGACCCAUCCAUCUACCCCACUCCUCUCUCUACGCAGACUUUCACACUCUUUAUACUAAGUGUGUCAGUUGUUCUGGCUAGCCAAUGUUGCUGUGGAUGGGUUUACAUUGGAGUUAGCUGAAAGCUGCGUGGGUCUCGUACAGAGGCUAAAGGGUGCCUCGUGUGUUGGUGUCAGACACCAAGGGCCACUGACCAAGCGUUGGUGUUUGAAGAGUAGGGAUUGAGAAUGGGUGGGAUCUGCUCUUGGGUUUGGAAGUAAUGCUAUGGUAUACAGUAUAUGGUAUAUAGCUGCAUAGUUACAGUAACUCAAUGUUGACUUUAAGUUUCACACGGGACACUAACAGCUGUCUCCUGGGUGAAAGUCCUGUAUUUGUUUGACAAUUCAUCCACCCCAACCUCCUCUCUACAUGGACUUUCUCACUCUAUAUACAGUGUGUUGUUCUGGGCAUCUAAUGGGUUUACAUUGGAGAUAGCUGAAAGCCCGGUGCGUCUCAUACGGACACUAAAGGGUGCCUUGUGUGUUAGUAUCGGACACCAAAGGCCACAGACCAAGUGUUGGUGUUGGAAGAGUUGGAAGUGAGAACCAGUGGGAUCUGCUCCUUGGCUUUGGAAGUAACGCUAUGGAACUACUGUAGCUAGAAUGUGAAUUAUCAAAGUGUGCUAACGUAGCAGCCGGGAACUCGCACUCUGCAUCCGAACCGUGUACUUCUGGAUAGGUUAAAGAAUGCAACAACAUCCUCUUUGUUUCCAUUUCUGCAUGCUGAUUGGACGACAAAGCCGCUCUGCUUACAAACAGUAGCAAAAUUCCAACUCAAGAAUCGGGUUCGGGUGGAGGGGCUCAGCAAACAGUCAACUCUGUCUUGUUAUGAAACCGACUGUGGCAAACACGUGACAUGUGACUUAUGUACUGUAUGUAAAUCGUUCAAGCAUUUUGUAUGUCUGCUCCCAAGGACUGCUGGGAAAACAAAAAAGCCACAGCAUCGCAAAUCACGUUCAGCUCUCGCAUCUGUCCUCAUCAGCUUCUCAGAUGGAGGCGUGUGGUUUUUCAAUUCUCCUCAGAGUAAAUACACUUCCCCUACGACACACGAUCGAGACGUUUACAUCCAUCACUGUGGCAUGUUCAGCAAGUUACUUUAGCCAUCCGGACACAGACAGGAGCAUUUACGACACGCUGCUUGGGUUUAUGUAGCUUCUCAAAACAUGAUUAAUGUAUAGUAGAACUUAAAUGUUAUUUACCAAGCAUAAACAUGGUAUAUGCACUGUAUGUACUUGGCUGAAACUAUAAAUUGGACAAAUAAAUGUCUGAUGAUAUUCUAUUCCAGAGCAUUGUGAGCUAUUUUGACAUUCAGAUACAACAUAGAGUACAUUGAAUAAACCAGAAUAUUGUUUUUUAUAACAACUUGUGUGUAUAUUUCUCCCAGUAUGUACAUGAUUAUGAAAUAUUAUUGCAUCUGAGAAAGAGGAUAUCAAUGUAACUCUCCUACUGUAGUUAUACAGGACUGUAUUUCCUAAGCAUAUUGUUUUGUACCAUAGCCCCAUUUAUGAUGUUGCUUACAUAUAGUAUUUGGUUUUUUGGCUAAGAUUUGAACUUAUUUUUCUAUCUUUUACUAAUUGUUUUUGCUGUUUUGAUGAGUUGAACUGAACGAGGUGGGUCGGGCACAGACAACUCAUACUUACAUUGUUCAACUGUUCAGUCCUGUUGCUCUUAUUAUUUUGGUUUUACUGCCAAAAUAAUUAGGUUGACAAUAUUGAGAAGUUGAGCAAGAAGGAAAAUUGUCAUUGCAUGGUGAUUGAGAAGGAAAUAAAGCGAUGUUUGAAGACA
This is a messenger RNA of Epinephelus moara (kelp grouper), 6532 nucleotides long. It is a transcript of the gene gfra1a, whose product is annotated as gdnf family receptor alpha 1a. Gene Ontology annotation, molecular function: signaling receptor activity. Gene Ontology annotation, biological process: nervous system development. Gene Ontology annotation, cellular component: external side of plasma membrane; signaling receptor complex. Bases 601 to 2202 code for a protein of 533 amino acids. The record is from RefSeq and is a predicted model, not a curated record. The transcript is spliced from 11 exons. NCBI's taxonomy places the organism in Eukaryota, Metazoa, Chordata, Actinopteri, Perciformes, Serranidae.